Daphnia pulicaria is the source of this 862-nucleotide messenger RNA. RefSeq names its product serine/threonine/tyrosine-interacting protein B-like. Gene Ontology annotation, cellular component: cytoplasm; nucleoplasm. Lineage: Eukaryota; Metazoa; Arthropoda; Branchiopoda; Diplostraca; Daphniidae. Gene Ontology annotation, biological process: regulation of ERK1 and ERK2 cascade; negative regulation of SCF-dependent proteasomal ubiquitin-dependent catabolic process; negative regulation of protein binding. The transcript has 5 exons. Bases 120 to 761 code for a protein of 213 amino acids. The record is from RefSeq and is a predicted model, not a curated record. Gene Ontology annotation, molecular function: protein tyrosine/serine/threonine phosphatase activity; F-box domain binding.
CUUAAACAUCGAUUAUCAGACAGCAGAGUGAAACAAAACAAAAAGUUUUCGUUUCAAAACGCAGGCUUAGUGUUUACAGUUUUUCUUUUUAUUCUUAAUAGUCUAAAAUAGUCGCCUCAAUGGAAGUUCAGACAAAUAGUCACGACAUCCUUUCGGCCUCGUCGAUAACGGCUGAUUUCCAAGAACCUAACGAUUGGACAUAUUCGAUGAGGAGGGAAAUGCAAGAAAUUGUCAAAGGAUUGUUCCUUGGGCCCUACUCGGUUGCAGUUCGAUCCAAAGAGAACUAUCUUGAGACUCACGGAAUCACUCAUAUUGUUUGUGUUAGACAAGACAUUGAAUCUCACAUGAUCAAAACACAUUUUGUUGAUAAAUUCCAAUACCUGGUUGUCAACGUGAAAGAUUCAGUCACAGAAAAUAUCAUUCAGCACUUCCAAAAAGUUAAAAAUUUCUUGGAUAGUUGUUUUUCUGCAGGAGGCAAAGCUCUUGUUCAUGGUAAUGCUGGCAUAUCUCGAAGUGCUGCAAUUGUUCUGGGCUUUCUUAUGCAAAAAUACUGUCUCGAUUACAGAGAGGCUUUCAGUUUAGUGCAACAGAGAAGGUUUUGCAUUAAUCCCAAUGAAGGAUUUGUUCAACAGUUAAAGGAAUAUGAACCUAUCUACAAAGCAAACUGGAGUGUAACAAACAAUGGUCAGUGCUCAAGGGAGCAAAGCACUUGGAAACGGAAGCGAGACAGUAUCGAAAAUGACGAUGCUAUGGACGAGUGACGCGUUAUCCGACAUGAGAAUUAAUAAAAACGUUUCGCGUAUGCCGCACAAUUUUUUCUUGACUGUUCCUUGAAGGAAUAAAACAAGUGAUUUUCAAAUGG